Molecule: messenger RNA, 3245 nt
Organism: Bursaphelenchus xylophilus (pine wood nematode)
Lineage: Eukaryota; Metazoa; Nematoda; Chromadorea; Rhabditida; Aphelenchoididae
Source: the annotation of a GenBank genome assembly
AUGCGGUUAUCAUAUCCGGAUGGUCUAACGCCAGAUAUUGAGAUGGCUGAGGGUGGCACGAUGCUGGAGAACAAAACGUAGGUUGUUACUUCAUAAAGUCAAAUAUUAUAAUUUUUAGGAAAUUUGCUGACUUAAAGGUCAUGCUGGACAAUAACAAAGAGACCGUGAAGAUGGAAGCAAUGAAAAGAAUAAUAAAUGUAAAAAAACUUAAUUUUUAAACAAUGUUUUAGAUGGUAGCCAAAGGAAAGGACGCUUCUGAGUUGUUUCCUGCCGUGGUUAAAAAUGUGGCAGUCAAGCAUUUGGAGGUAUGUUCUCGAUCUUUUUACUAACCGUUCCCGAUUUCAGCUCAAGAAGUUGGUGUAUGUAUAUCUUGUUCGCUACGCCGAAGAACAACAAGAUCUUGCCCUAUUGUCAAUAAGCACUUUCCAACGUGCAUUGAAGGUAUGUGUCGCAGUGUAGAAGCUUUAUAUUUAAAAGUCAGGAUCCAAAUCAGUUAAUAAGAGCAAGUGCCCUGAGGGUAUUAUCCUCGAUUCGUGUUCAAAUGAUCGCUCCCGUUAUGUUGUUGGCUAUAAAGGAUUCGGUUAGGGACAUGAGUGCCUAUGUGAGAAAGGUGGCCGCUCACGCCAUUCCCAAACUUUAUUCGUUGGACCCUGAUCUACAAGAGCCAUUGAUUGAGAGCAUCGACUUUUUAUUGGGUAAGGAAGUGAAUAUUAAGGUUAAAGCGUUUAGGAGAUAAGCGGACUCUUGUUCUUGGAAGCGCGGUUCAUGCAUUUGAGCAGACUUGUCCUGAUCGUUUGGAUCUUCUCCAUAAACAUUACCGUUCGUUAUGCCAGGCUCUUGUGGAUGUGGAUGAAUGGGGACAAGUGGUUAUGAUUGGCUUGCUUACGAGAUAUGCUAGAACUCAGUUUACAAAGCCGGAAGAAGGCGAAAAGAGGCUCGACCCGGAUUAUGCUUUGUUGAUUUCAUCCGUCAGAAGUCUUUUGCAAAGUCGGAAUUGUGCUGUUGUUAUGGCUGUUGCCCAAUUGUACUUCUAUACUGCUCCGAGAACUCAAUUGUCGUUGAUUCCUCGCGCCUUAAUCCGACUUUUGAGGGGGCCCAACGAGGUACAAUAUGUUGUUUUAGUCAAUAUCGCUACCAUCUGUGCAGCGAGGGAGGACGAAGAAGAAUCUCUUUUCUUUACGAUCAAGGUAUGUUACUUAGCCAAAGAUUACCUCUCUUUAGGGGAUGUUCGAGCCAUAUCUCAAAAGUUUUUUUAUUCAAAGUUCGGAUUCCAAGUUGAUAAAGCAAUUAAAACUUCAAAUAUUGACAUGUUUGGUGACCGAAACAAACGUACAGAUAGUCGUCAAAGAACUACAAGUAAGUAAAGUUUGCGCUUAAGUUUAUUGCUAGGCGUAUCUCCAAAUGAACGAAUUGGCUGGAUUGGCAAUAGAAGCAAUUGGAAGAUGCGCUUUGAAGGUUCAUUCAGCUGAAGGAAGCUGCCUCUCUUUGCUGGUCAACAUGAUUUCAAGUCAAAAGGAGAACAUUGUUUGUUCUUCUGUGGUGGUGCUAAAAAGAUUAUUGCACACUGAAGCUUCUGAAUCGCUCUUGAAAAGGGUGGUUAAAUUGAUUCCUAGUAUAAAGAAUUCUGCUGCCAAAGCUUGCGUGGUCUGGUUGGUCUGUACCCACAUAGAUAAGGUAAGUGGAGAUAGGUUUCAAAACUUUUUUUGUAGAUGGCCUCAAUGGCUCCAGAUGUGUUGAGAAUAAUAGCCAAAAACUUUUGCGACGAGUCUGACGAAGUGAAGUUGCAAGCAUUAAAUCUGGCCGUCCGUCUUUGGGCCAACGACAGACAACGCUGUGAAUUACUGAUCAAAUAUGUGCUUCAAUUGGCACGUUACGAUAGGUCAUACGAUAUCAGAGAUAGAUGCAGAUUCAUCAGAAAUUGCAUUUUCCGGAAUGGCGUUUUCCCGAUUGAAUGUUUCCUUCAGAACAAGCCAGCGCCAUCCAUGCACAGUCAGUUUGGAGAUCGAGAACAUUAUCAGCUGGGAACUUUGUCUCAUCUGUUAAAUCAGAAAUGUGUGGAUUACUCUGACCUCCCCGAGUUCCCAGAGGUUGCUCCAGAUCCAACAAUCCGACGAACGGCCAGGCCUUUGCCAGCUGAAAUGACGAAUGCUACUCUCAAAGAACAAGGACUAAGUGAGUACAGUGAAAGUGAAGAAGAUGAUGAUGAAGAUAGUGAAAGUAAAGAAGAAAGUAAUGAGGAAAGCAAUGUAGAUGCGGAGGAUGAGGAGGAAGAAGCGGAUGACGAGGAAGAAGAAGAUUCAGAGGAAGAAGAAGAUUCAGAAGAUGAGUCAGAGGAGCAAUAUUGCGUAGAGGAGGCUCCAGUAAUUACAAACAGCAAGCUUGGGAAACAAUUUUCCAAGGAUAACCCUUCUAAUGACAUGGAUCUGUUGUUGGAUCUGAACUUUGAGACUUCAAUCCACACGUCUCAAUACUCAAGAGUUUCAUCAAAACAAUCCGAUGACUAUACAUUAGCUCUUGAUCCGACAUUCUCGGCCGGUAUAGGCGUUAAAACUUGCUUCAAUCGGGUUCUGUCAGUAACUAGUAGCUCGAUGGUAAACAAUCAAUGGAUCAUUUGGCUAAACUCAGAGGACAUAAAGAAAGCGGACAUUUGUUUCGUUUUUGAUAAAGUGGGUUCUGAUUUGUUCAAUAUUGCGUUUGAUGCUAAUUUUGGUUUUUCAGGAGUCAUCAGAAGGAGUUAAAUGCAGCGGCGAUAUAAACAUAUUUGGAUUGUCGUCGGGAGAGGAGAGAACAGUUUGUGUGGGUAUCGACUUUGAUGAUCAUUGCCGAAGAGCCGUUUGGACGGCUAGAUUUGAGGCAAAACUUUUGAAAGUUGAGGUUGUUCCGACCCCGUUGGAUCUUGUAGAAGCUAUAGAAAUUAAUGUAAACCAGUUCGAAUUAGAAAGAAAAAGGUUGUCGGGACUGCACGAGAUUGAGAAGUCGUUCUCAUCAGGCUUUGAAGUGGACAUCAACAAGUUAUUGUCCCUGGUCGCAACCAAACAAGUGGAAGGAAUUCCGGUACGUCUCAAUUUGUCGUUUCCUUACUUUUUACUUUUAAGCUUUCAUUUGCUUCACAGACCGUCACGAGAAAGACCAUUGUUCUUUUCUCAUUGCAGCAAAGGGAUUGUUGGACAUUGGUUGUGAACUGUGAGAACUCAACUUUUUGUUCAACCUUUGCUCACACUUUGUGGGAAAAAUGCAAAGCAUAA